AAACAAAAGGAGCGAUGGAUCUUUUCCUUCGUUGCUGGCUGAUAAUUUGUCGUCCUAUGUACGCGCCUGUUGAGUGUUUUUUUUACGCAUGAAACAACACUACAGGCCACAAAAUGACGGAAGGCAGUGCUACGAGAAUGAAGAGAAAUGGGGCUAGGAUCUUCAAAAAUCCUCCGCAGCCUCACAUGUGUAUACGAGAUUUUAUACAGUUAUGUGUGUUAAACUUUGCUGAGAACAUGAGAUGUCUUCUCUUGAGUUGCCAACGUGCUUUUAUAAGACACACUUCCAAAGAAUAGAGUAUUCUCGAGCAACAACACUCUUUGCUCCAAAAUGGAAUAAUUCUAAUAUUCAACAAAUAAUAAAUGUAAAAACAUCGAACGAGGCAGUGAAUAGAGGGAACAACAGCACCUUGUUAUGUUAAUGUACUAUCCUGGGAUAGAAUCGCAAUGCCAUGUAGACCUUCCCAACCUGUGCCACUUUGGGGAGGUAUGAGAGUACCGUCCCCGCGUACAAAAGCAGAAGCUGUGGUUUUUGCUGUAAUGGCUAAUCCAGAGGUGCUUCGCAUUAAUGGGAAGAACGCAGAAGAUCCAGAAAAACGUUCGUCCCUGAUAGAACUCUUGCUGGAUUUCGUAGAAGCGAUGAAUGCAGGCGUAAUAUUCUCGAGGCGGUACACGAUUUUAAAAGAUCGCGAUAUCACCGGUGAAUUGAAGGAGGUAUGGAAUGCGGUUCAGGCUCGGCGGGACCGAGAACAACCACCUCCUCAACAAGAGACUUGGAUUGACGCACAACCACCUGUACCACAGUAUCCCCAAUAUCAAGACCAACAACAGCAAACGCAAAAGCAGCAACAGGAAUAUACUUCUCAGCAACCGCCUCAAUAUCAUUCUAGUAUCGGCUAUGGUAGAGCAAUAAGCAGCGAUAAUAUGCAUUACGAAGGUUAUGGCUAUCAAUCGCAAAAGUCUGUCAUCGCAUCGAACGAUCAGAUGUACCAGUCCGGCCAAAUAGUAUCGCAACAAUAUGGUAACGUAACGCGAAUAGCGCAAGAUCGGUACAAUUAUAGAGAACGUGGCAGAGACACUCUCGUACAGAAUAUCCCGCAACAAAGCUGUCCCGCGUAUCCAGCGCCACAGUAUCAAUUUCAACAACUGCCCAGGCAAAUGAUGCCACAGUAUGUAAACUCUAAUGUACAUCCAAACACUAAUUUAGGAUAUGGUCCACAAACGAACACCAGUGUCAAUCCAAAUAUGCCAGGCGCGUUUCAAUCGUAUAUAACUAAUCCGAUGUAUCAACAACGAAUGGACAAUACGAUACACGUCGAUAUCCGUAGAAUGCAACAGCAGCAGCAGCAGCAACAACAGCAACAACAACAACAACAGCAACAACAGAUACACAUAAACCACACGCAACAAGUGCCUCAGUACGAACCAGCGGGAGAUUGGCAGAAUGUCUCAACUGUCAACGUAUUGAGACUGGGUCGACCGCACAUGGGCGUUAUUCAGAAGAACAGCGUAAGUAAGAGACAAGUGAAUUCACCUACGCACGGCAAACAGCAGGCCUCCUGCACGAAUUGUCAUAACAAAUCUACCACGGAGAACGUUGCAAAACCGAAGAGCCCGGUUAAAGUAUUGCAACGGGAAUUGUCAUCGUCGGGAGAUCGACAGGAUACGAACUAUUACGUGAUAACGGAUAAUAAUAAGACGAUGAGAAGAGAAAAGGUAUACACCGAGGAAAUAAGAAACUUGCGGCCCAGCGACAUAACGAGGGAGACCGAAGGAAAGAAACUUAACGAAUGUUCGAACAUCGAAUCAAACGAUACGUCCAAAAAAUCCAACGACGCUUAUACUUCUGGAUCAUCAUCGAAUACUCGCAAAACGAUUAAUUCCAACGACAACAAUCAGGAUAACACGAAACAACAAGAUACGAAGGACUUUGAUCAUCUACCAACUGUAAGUCAAAUGAUAGCCGAUCAAAAGUUUAGUUCAAGAUGUCGAAUAAUAGUUGGAAGAAUUAAGCAUAAGGAUAACGUUGAUAACAAUAAAACGAUAUGGCCUCGUUUUGUCUCCGAUCAAAAGAUCGAUAGUCCGAAACGAUCGCAAACGACUAUUAACAGUAUCAUCAACCCAGGUAUGUCGAACGAGGAGACUUCAAUUAAGAAAAAGGCUACCAAUGGUCAGCCGAAGAGCAAAAAUGCCAAAGCUUAUUGUGAAAACGAGGAGAUACAACAGGGAUACACGAUAUUGAAGAAAACCGAGACAAUCGUUCAAGAGGAAGUUAUUAACGAUAUUGCUCAAAUAUCUAUUCAAGACUGUAAAGACGGCACCGAGGUCAGUCCUGUGCUAUCGUGAUAGCCUAGUUUUACAGCUAGUACAGAGUAUUAGCUUGCAGCUAAUUACCAGCGAAUAAUAUAAUUAAUGUGUAUAUAGAUAGAAUAUUAUUCGAUGAUACGAGAGAAGAAUGGGUCAAAACGAUAUUGAAAGAAAAAACAAGAACGCUGUAAUGUUAAUUAUAAUAAUUAUAAUAAUAAUAUUAAUAUUAAUUAUAAUAAUGAUAAUAAUAAUAAUUAUAAUAAUAAUAAUAAUAAUAAUAAUAACAAUAAUAAUAAUGGAGAGAGGGGCUCGAACAUUUUCGCUUUUGCGUUACGAAGUUAAGGAAAACGAUAAAAAAACAUAAAAAAAUAAAAUAAAGAAAAAAUAAACAAAAAAAAAUAAAUAAAUAAAAGAUAAGGAACAAACAAGGAAAAGCAAGGAAAUAGAUGACCGAAGGCCGUACGAGAGAAUCUUCGAUCUUCUUUGAUCGUCGAUCUGACGAAUCCACUCGUCUUCCUCUCUAUUAUUUAAAAUAGGGUUCGCCUGAAACUUCGGCCGAUAAAACGAAUACUUUCGCUUCUAAUUAAAUUGGAAAAGAAAUAUCGAAGGAAACGAGGUUUGAUUCUCAUCAUUUUACUUAUCCCACCCACCCCCUCCUCUCUUCGUUUCAAUCAUUUUUAUGUACGUCCUAACGACACUUCUCUCAAAGGCCUGAUGUGCUGAUCACGAUUGUGAAUCACGACUGAUGACGAGGAAGUCAUAUUUGAGGAAAAAAAGAAGAAAAAGCACACCACAAGAGAUUUAAAGGUCAAUUAUAUUUCUACCAAGUCAACAUAAUUCGAAAAGAAAGGAAGGAAAAAGAAAAGAAAAAGAGAGAAAGUUUGUCAAAAGAAAUAAUGAUCUUGGACGAUGUUACAUAUGCUAUCUCUCAUUGCUGCCAUAUUCUACUAUUAUGUCAACGGAAUAAUCAAUAACGUAUCGAUUGUAAUUUAACGAGGAAUUGCAUAAUUCAAUUGGCAAGAAGAUAAGAGAAAUAAGAAGAAUAACAAGAAGUUUGUAAUGUUGAAGUGAAAAAUAAGCAAGUAUAAACAUUGAAAGAGAACAUUUAUCAUGUUUACAGUAAACCAUAUCGAACGUACACAUGUAACAAAUAGAUAUACACAAACACAUACAUGUAUGUGUAUGUGUGUACACACACAUACAGAGUGAUUCAUUGACAACUGGAAUUACAUUGUAAUUUUUUUCCUUUUCUUUUUAUUUGAUAAGCAAUGAUUAAAAAAAAAGACAAAACAUAUAUGCAUUUAAUUUGUAUUUGCUUUUUAUUUAAUGAUAAAAAAAAAAUGUUAUUAUAAUUCUAGCUGUCAGAAUUACUCAGCAUAGAAAUAUUUGAAUCCAUCGACCUAGAAAUGAUCGAAGGCCACACAUACACACGUACAUCUUUCAGUAUAAUUACUGAUGGUGCUUCAAUUAUAGAGUAAAAGAAACACAUUAAGAUCUCAACAUUGAUAAAUAAUUAUAAACACAUAAAACGUAAAGUAAUACAAGUAUAAUAAAUAAUUAGCGGCGUUUGUUGUGUGCUAGGAAGGACCAAUCCGCGCGCAAAAAUAAAAUGAUAAAUCAAAGAAAAUAAUGGAAGGAAAAAUAAAUAAAUAAAUAAAAUAAAAACACGAGGGUGCAAUAAAAAUUAAAAAAAAAAAAAAGAUUUCUUUAAUGGUUCGGAAACGAAACCCAAAACAACGCGUAUUAUAACAAUAAUUUUCAAUAACGAGCUGGCUCUCGCAUUAAAAUUAAGCUCGCGUUUUCUUUUCUCUUUUCAAUUUAUUUUAUAGUUUCUUUUUUUUUCUUUUUCUUUUUUCUCCCUCUUUUUUAUAUAUAUACUUUAUUAUACUUUCUUCUUUUCUUUUUCUCUUUGUUUCAUAUUAGCAACAUGCAAAAUUAAUAAUAAUAAUAUUUAUCAUAAUAAUAAUAAUUAACAAUAAUUAUUAAUAAUAUUAAUUAAUACUAAUAAUAAUGAUAAUUAGAAAAAAAAUUACGGUAACACGUCAAAAAGAAACUAGGAAAUAUACGCCAUCUUGGAAGAACAGUGUAAUUAUUGUAAUCAAACGAAUUUUUAGCUUUUCUCGCUUUAUACACGAUGCAUGAUAAGAAUGAAAAACAAAAGAAAAGGAAAGAAAGAUAAAGAGAAAGAAGGAAAGAAAAAAAGAAAGUGAUUUUUUCUAUUAAAGCGUCGCAAAUGGGAGAAGGAGAGUGUGCA
Vespula vulgaris is the source of this 4560-nucleotide messenger RNA. RefSeq names its product putative mediator of RNA polymerase II transcription subunit 26. The record is from RefSeq and is a predicted model, not a curated record. Lineage: Eukaryota; Metazoa; Arthropoda; Insecta; Hymenoptera; Vespidae. The coding region runs from base 447 to 2345 and encodes 632 amino acids. The transcript is spliced from 5 exons. Gene Ontology annotation, cellular component: cytoplasm.